Messenger RNA from Neohortaea acidophila, 1365 nucleotides. RefSeq names its product Aspartate/glutamate/uridylate kinase. Gene Ontology annotation, molecular function: glutamate 5-kinase activity; ATP binding; RNA binding. The transcript is spliced from 2 exons. The coding region runs from base 1 to 1365 and encodes 454 amino acids. Lineage: Eukaryota; Fungi; Ascomycota; Dothideomycetes; Mycosphaerellales; Teratosphaeriaceae. The record is from RefSeq and is a predicted model, not a curated record. Gene Ontology annotation, cellular component: cytoplasm; cytosol.
AUGAAGAAGCACCUCACCAUCGUCAUCAAACUCGGCACCUCCUCAAUCGUCGACGAGCAAACCCACGAACCCCUCCUCUCCACCCUCUCCACCAUCGUCGAAACAGCCGUCAGCCUCCGCCACGAUGGCCAUCGUGUCGUCAUCUGCUCCUCCGGCGCCAUCGGCAUGGCCCUCCGCCAACUCAAUUUGCCCCGGCGCCCCAAACACCUCCCGCAAGUGCAGGCACUCGCGGCAGUCGGGCAGUGCAAACUGAUGAGCAUGUGGGACCAACUGUUCGGGCACAUGCGGCAGCCCGUGGCGCAGAUCUUGCUGGGCCGCAACGACAUUGCCGAUCGCACACAGUACCUCAAUGCGCAGAACACCUUCACCGAGCUGCUGCACAUGGGCGUCAUCCCGAUUGUGAACGAGAACGACACGCUGAGCGUGCAGGAGAUCAAGUUUGGGGACAACGAUACGCUGUCCGCCAUUACGGCGGGCAUGGUGCAGGCUGAUUACCUGUUCCUCAUGACGGAUGUGGAUUGCUUGUACGAUACGAAUCCGCGGCAGAAUGCGGACGCCAAAGCUAUUGAGGUCGUGGAGGAUAUUGGCGCUCUGGAGGCGGAUACGUCGAGCGCGGGCAGCUCGUUGGGCACCGGCGGGAUGGGCACCAAGAUUGUCGCGGCGCGACUUGCGACUGCCGCGGGCGUGACGACGGUGAUUACGAAGAGCAGCAAGCCGGGGAAUAUCUCGAGGAUCGUACAAUACGUGGAGGCGCAGAAAGUGGCGAGCGCGAGUGGUGGUAGCGGUGGAAGCGGAGACUCGACUCCGCCCUACGAGCGCAUGCCGAAAGACCAACCACAUCUGCAGAAGACGGCAGUAGUGAAUGGGACGUCGACGCCGCGGUUGGCUGAGCCUUCACUGCCGCCGCUGCAUACUCGCUUCCUGCCGAAUCCGCAUCCGAUCCGGGAUCGGUAUUUCUGGCUCCUGCACGGCCUAGCGCCGCAUGGGACAGUGUACAUCGACCAAGGCGCGCACAUGGCAUUGACGAAUAAAGCUGGCCUACUACCCGUAGGCAUCAUCGACGUCGAAGGCCAGUUCAGCCAGCAGGAGUGCGUCAAGCUUGUUGCUCUGCCGGCGAGAGAUUCGCCAUUCAGUGACGGGGAGGAAGUGGGGAGGGCGCUGGUGAAUUACUCCGCUGUUGAACUUAAGAGGAUCCGAGGCGUGAGGAGUAGUCAGAUUGCUGAGAUUAUCGGGUAUGCGGACAGUGAGUAUGUUGCGCUACGAGAGAGCGUGGCGCUGUUUAAGCGGGAGAUUAGUCGGCCUGUGACGCCUAUGGGCGACAAGAGAUUUAGUAUGGGAAGAUUGAGUAGUUACGUUGACGGAUAG